ACAGCUCAGAAGGUAAGAAGUCUCGUAGCACAGCAUUGUCCUUCCUUCUCUAUAUCUCACCACUAGUUUUGAUACAAGAAGUUACGUAAUAUCCAAAAUUGUGGAAAGGAGGAAGAAAUCAGAAAGUUGCAAAACUUAUUCUGUGAAAAGAAAUAGAGAAUUUUGUGCAACAGAGAGUUGGGAAGUAGCAGCCAGAGAAAGAGAAUAAAUAGUGAGAGCGAGAGAUUUGGGCACAAGCAGUCUCCUUGGUGUCUUAUGGGGAGUGAUUUAAAGAUGAAAGCUCUCACUCUGCUCUCCAUCACUCUCUUCUAUGGCUGUAUCUGGACUGAAGCUCAGAAGUGCAAUUUGCUGGGACAAUGGAAGAAUACCCUGGGAUCCAAUAUGACUAUAGAGAGUGUUUCUCAGAAUGGAGAGUUCACUGGUACCUACUUCACCGCUGUAUCUUUAACCAACUCAACCAUUUUGAAAUCACCGCUCACUGGUUACCAGAAAAUCUCUGAGCAGCCAACAUUUGGAUUUACAGUAAACUGGACAUUUUCGGACUCAAUAACAGUUUGGGCAGGACAGUGUUUCGGGAAUGAGAAGGGGAAAGAGAUUCUACUCACUACUUGGCUGCUGAGAUCCAGCCAGAAAACAGAACAGGACAACUGGAUAGGAACAAGAGUUGGUGCCGACACAUUCACCCGGCUGACUAAAAGCAAAAGUCACAAGGAAUUAGAUUUACUGUGACUUCACCAACAGGGAAAGAAGAGCAGCGGCCGCACCAAUAGGAAGAUUUAGUUACGGAGCCUUUGUCCCUGCUCAUAUAAUUCUCUUACGCUUAUUUACAUACAGUGAUUCAUUUCAGUUCUCCUUUAGAUAUUAUGGAUGAUUUGUCUUUCUUUUCACCUCUUCUACUUGUGCCUGGUUUAAACAUGUGAUAAAGACUGUGAUGUGUAUUAUUGUAUUGUGUGAGUCUGAAAGAACAAUGCUUGGCACUUUAAUAAAUUACUUUUCUCACA
Molecule: messenger RNA, 1001 nt
Organism: Xenopus laevis (African clawed frog)
Lineage: Eukaryota; Metazoa; Chordata; Amphibia; Anura; Pipidae
Gene: avd.L
Product: avidin-like
Exons: 5
Coding region: 256-729 (157 amino acids)
Source: RefSeq, a predicted model, not a curated record